Oppia nitens is the source of this 1297-nucleotide messenger RNA. Its product is annotated as choline/ethanolamine kinase-like. The record is from RefSeq and is a predicted model, not a curated record. Gene Ontology annotation, biological process: CDP-choline pathway; phosphatidylethanolamine biosynthetic process. Gene Ontology annotation, cellular component: cytoplasm. The transcript has 3 exons. Gene Ontology annotation, molecular function: choline kinase activity; ethanolamine kinase activity. Bases 72 to 1271 code for a protein of 399 amino acids. NCBI's taxonomy places the organism in Eukaryota, Metazoa, Arthropoda, Arachnida, Sarcoptiformes, Oppiidae.
GUUAUAAUUAUUAACAUUUUUAGUUAAAUUUAUGAAAAUAAAAACUUUUGAUACAAUUUGCUAAAAGUAAAAUGACUACAAAUUUAGAGAGAAGAUUGUCUAAAGAGUUACUCGAAAGUGAUGUCAAAAUACUUAAGAAAUUCAAAGACGUCAAAAGUCUUGAAGAGUUUGAUUUAGAAAACCUGGAACUCAUUAGAGGCGAAACACCGGAAGAUGUUAAACAACGGUGUCUUCAACUCUGUAAAGACUAUCUAAGCAAUGAAUGGUUGGAUCAAACUGUCGACACAUUUGAGUUCAAGCGGUUGACGGGAGGAAUGACUAAUCAGUUAUACUAUUGUUCACUACCGACGGUAUCAAACACUUCUCAAACACCACAAGAAGUGUGUAUAAGAUUUUAUGGUCCAAAACACUUCAAUGAAGACGAGAGGUUAAGUGAUAUUAUAAUUGCAUUGUUGGUCUCGGAAAGUCAUAUCGGACCUAAAAUAUUGGGCAUAUUUGAAGAUGGUCAAAUUUUACAAUAUCUUAAACACAGGCAAUUUCGACUACCUGAGCAAAACAAUCCUAAAUUAGCGAUUCAAUUGUUUGAAAUGUUGGCAAAAAUACACUCAUUGGAAGUGCCCAUCAAAAAGUCUAUUAACUGGUUAUUUGAUUACUUUGAUGAAUGUCUUGAUAUCGGUUAUAACAAGUUUUCAAUUAAUCAAAUGUUUGAUGAAUUAAAUUGUGAAACACUUAAGAAAUAUGAUAUAAAAAAUGAAAUUCAAUGGAUUAAGAAAAUAAUGAUUUCAAUUAACAGUCCCAUUGUAUUCACACACGUGGACUGUAGGGGCAGUAAUAUAAUGGUUACCGAACCCAAUGAUGAUAUCAUACUCUGUGAUUUUGAGUACUCCAACUAUGGCUACCGGGGCUUUGAUUUGGGUACUAUUUUGAUUGAAUGGGGCCAUCAUUUUAAAGACUACAAUGUCUCUCACAAUUUUCCGGGUGAUCAUGUGUUUGAACCACUAAUCAAGGCAUACAUUGACGAGUCGGUCAAUAUUCACGGAAAAGCAUUUUUGGAAAAUAAAUUCAAUUCAUACGAAAACCUAUUAAAAGAGACAAAAAUAUUUACAUUAUCUGCAUUCAUGUGGCUCAUCAUGUUUUGCAUCAAAAAUGAUGAUAACGAUGACAAUGCUUUACCAAUCAAUAAAAAUGUUAUGAUGGGUUUCGCUGAAGUUAAUUACAAAAGUUAUUGGAAUUUUAAAAAUGAAUUCAUAAAACAACAUUUAUUUGAUUGAUUCAUAAUUUAUACAGAUUAUCAAAU